This is a messenger RNA of Silurus meridionalis, 2823 nucleotides long. It is a transcript of the gene ehd1a, whose product is annotated as EH-domain containing 1a. Gene Ontology annotation, biological process: endosomal transport; endocytosis. Gene Ontology annotation, cellular component: cytoplasm; plasma membrane. NCBI's taxonomy places the organism in Eukaryota, Metazoa, Chordata, Actinopteri, Siluriformes, Siluridae. The coding region runs from base 346 to 1950 and encodes 534 amino acids. The transcript is spliced from 5 exons. Gene Ontology annotation, molecular function: protein binding; GTP binding; calcium ion binding. The record is from RefSeq and is a predicted model, not a curated record.
GCUUUUCCUCCUCCGUACAGUUGGCGCAGUCGCUCCGGGGUUAAAUGGUGAGUGUCAGAGCUCCAGCAGCGCGUCUUUCAUUUUCAUAGAGGAAAUCACGCUGAAUUCUCUCUCACUCUCUCCAGACUGGACAGAGCUUCACAAUCUCGGGCUUUUUUUUUGAAAAACAAAAGAGAAGUGCGUUGCGGCUGAACUUUGCUGAUUGAUUCGCCGUGUGUACGUUCGGCGAGGUGACCGGAACACGGGCGGCACCGUCUCAACUUUUCUCACCGCGACUCUCCGCCUGCCUGCGCGCACAGCUCGCUUUAUUACACGCAGUAGCCUGGUUCAUUAGGAAGCUCCACCAUGUUUAGCUGGUCCAGUAGGAACGGAAAGAAAGAGCCGGAGCUUUUUCAAAAUGUCUCCGAGGGGCUGAAGCGUCUGUACCGUCAUAAGCUCUUCCCUCUGGAGGACACCUACCGCUUCCACGACUUCCACUCCCCGGCGCUGGAGGAUGCCGACUUCGAUAACAAGCCCAUGGUGCUUCUGGUCGGUCAGUAUUCCACCGGAAAAACGACCUUCAUCCGGCACCUGAUGGAACAGGAUUUCCCCGGGAUGCGGAUCGGACCUGAGCCCACCACGGAUUCCUUCAUAGCGGUGAUGUACGGGGAGCAGGAGGGGGUCAUUCCGGGAAACGCUCUGGUGGUGGACCCGAAAAAACCCUUCCGUAAACUUAACGCGUUCGGAAACGCGUUUCUCAACAGGUUUAUGUGUGCUCAGAUGAAGAACCCUGUUCUAGAGAGUAUCAGUAUCAUCGAUACCCCAGGCAUCCUGUCAGGGGAGAAACAGAGGAUAAGCCGAGGCUAUGACUUUGCGGCUGUACUUGAGUGGUUCGCGGAGCGUGUGGACCGCAUCAUCCUGCUCUUCGAUGCCCACAAGCUGGACAUCUCUGAUGAGUUCUCUGAAGUGAUAAAAGCCUUGAAAAACCACGAAGACAAAAUGCGUGUGGUGUUGAACAAAGCAGACCAGAUCAGCACGCAGCAGCUGAUGAGGGUGUACGGUGCCCUCAUGUGGUCACUAGGAAAGAUCAUUAACACCCCGGAGGUGGUGCGGGUCUACAUCGGCUCGUUCUGGGCUCAGCCUCUCCAUGUGCCAGAUAACAGGAAGCUGUUUGAGGCUGAGGAGCAAGACCUUUUCCGAGACAUCCAGAGUCUUCCACGGAAUGCUGCCUUGAGAAAGCUGAACGAUCUGAUUAAGAGGGCACGUCUUGCCAAGGUUCAUGCUUACAUCAUCACCUCUCUGAAGAAGGAAAUGCCCAGUGUGUUUGGCAAAGACAACAAGAAGAAAGAACUGAUUUCCAACCUUGGUGCCAUCUAUGAAAAAAUAGAGAAGGAACACAACAUUUCUCCAGGCGAUUUCCCAAACCUCAAGAAGAUGCAGGAACUCCUGCUUUCCCAAGACUUUGCCAAGUUCCCUGCCCUGAAGCCCAAACUGCUAGAAGCUGUGGAGGACAUGCUGGCCAAUGACAUUGCCAAGCUCAUGGCACUUGUGCGCCAGGAAGAGGCAGCCAUGCCUUCUCAGGCAGUGAAGGGCGGCGCCUUCGAUGGCACCAUGAACGGGCCGUUCGGCCACGGUUAUGGCGAGGGUGCGGGCGAGGGCAUCGAUGAGCUUGAGUGGGUUGUAGCCCGUGACAAGCCGUCCUAUGACGAAAUCUUCUACACUCUUUCACCUAUUAAUGGCAAGGUGUCCGGCGCUGCCGCCAAGAAGGAGAUGCUGAAAUCCAAGCUGCCAAAUACAGUACUUGGCAAGAUCUGGAGCCUGGCUGAUGUGGACAAAGAUGGAUUCCUGGACGACGAGGAGUUUGCGCUGGCCAAUCAUCUGAUCAAAGUGAAGCUGGAGGGCUACGAGCUUCCUGGCAAGCUGCCUGCUCACCUGGUGCCCCCAUCCAAACGUGGGCAAGAGCAAGAUUGACAUUCUGGAGUGCCCCAUUAGCUCUUCAGGCUUUGACUUCCCCAGCCAUUCCAGGAUUUCUUCCAAAUAGUACCGUAGAAGCUUUCAUCAUUUCACCUCACACCAUUUUAUUAAAAUAACCAGUUUGAGAAACUCAUCCAGAUGCUGUACAUAUGGCUUUUCCUCACAAAAUUCUUGUAGUCUAAAAUAGGUGGCAGUGUUCUAUUUUCAUUUCUACUUUUUAGUUCAAGUAAUUUGUUUUUUGACCAUUUAUUUCCUCAGAGCUGUGUUUUUUAUUUUUUGGUGGUAUUUUAUUGAUGAAAAUUCAAUCUGGCCUACUUAAACCAUUAACAUGGGACACUCCACUGGGCUAUUCUAUGGAUUGUAUGGACCCGGAAUGGCUUUGGAUCCAAAGAUGAAGCUGAUUUCAGAACAAGAACAACCUGUAAAAGACUUGAGGGGGUUUGAAUGUGUAUGAAAACACAACGCCACUUUCAGCAGAGGCUUGUUAGAAAAGAAUGGAAAUGCACUUUGCUGGUACUAAGGCAAUAGAUGACAGUUUUGGAGGAGCAUGGACCAGGAGAAAUCAAGGGUGACUAGCGGGGGGGAAAUUAAUGUGAAAUAUAUAUAUAUUAUAUACACACAAAUAAUAAAAUAUAUCCCUAUUCUUUGUUUGCAGACGUAACUUAUUCUUCUUUAAAUCUGUAUUUUUAUAUGUUGAAAUUUGACACUAUAAUGCUUUCUCUUGAUUGAUGUUCCUGCAUAUACAGUCAUGCAGUUUGUCUUUUUUUUUUUUUAAAACAGGUGGUGGGAUUUCAUAUCGUUUCAACUUCAUCUCCUCCUAUAGCUGUCUCUGUUAAAAAAGAAUAAAUGAUUAUGAGAAAUGUUAACCAA